ACUGAAUCUUCUCCCCAAUCUAACGUUCAUUUAUCUGCUAAUCCUAAUGAUCCUGAUAACCAGUUGGCCCAAAUGAAAUCAAGAGUAGCUGAAAUGGAAGCUGAAGCUGCAAAACUAAGAGAAAUUCAAAAGGACUUGGAACAAGAAUCAACAAUGGUCAAAGAACCAAAAGAAGACGUAGACGCAAGAAGUGUUUAUGUUGGUAACGUCGACUAUGGAACAACUCCUGAAGAACUACAAAAACACUUCAAUUCUUGUGGAACUAUAAAUAGAGUCACCAUUCUAUUGGAUAAAUUCACUGGCCACCCCAAAGGAUACGCCUAUGUUGAAUUCUCUGAACCUAGCUUGGUUCAAUCUGCUGUGUUGCUAAAUGAUACUUUAUUUAGAGGUCGUCAGUUGAAAGUCGUGCCAAAAAGAACUAACGUUCCUGGCUUGAAUAGAGGUAGAGGUGGUUUUCGUGGCAGAAGAGCCAGAGGAAGAGGUUAUAGAGGAGGUUUUAGAGGCAGAGGUGGUUAU
Molecule: messenger RNA, 516 nt
Organism: Ascoidea rubescens DSM 1968
Lineage: Eukaryota; Fungi; Ascomycota; Saccharomycetes; Ascoideales; Ascoideaceae
Product: RNA-binding domain-containing protein
Exons: 1
Molecular function (GO): RNA binding
Source: RefSeq, a predicted model, not a curated record